AUGGCGGGCCACAGCGCUCGAAACACUGCGCCUGAGGCUUUUGCGGCUGCAGGCUUCGCGGAACCAGCAGGUACGGGAAGAGCAGGCAUUGGAAUGUCAGGCACAGGACUGGCAAACACGGAUAUGGCAGGUCCGGGAAGGACAGGCUCGGACAGGAGAGGCAUGGCAACGGCAGGCAUGGGAGUUGCGGGUACGGCGGCAAUGGGUGAGAUAGGCCUGCGCAGUCGUGAGUUGGAGACAGGGGCGGGAGAUCAAGACUUGCUCACCGCCUUGAACCGCGGCUUAAACCGUGGCUUGAGCCAUGAGCCGACAGUGGGCCCGCUUGCUGGCGUGGGCAUGGCUUCUGGUUCUGCGCGUGCUGGGCGAACUGAGGCGUUUCGACCUGCUGAGGCGCAAGAGGGGAAUGAGGGGCACGGGGGGCAUGGGGGGCAUGUGGGGCAUGGGGGUGGCGAGUGGCGCGAGGGGAGAGACGGGCGCGAAGGGCGCGGGCGCAGCGUUGGCGCAAGGGACGCGUAUGGCAGUGCUUCGAGUCACCACGUGACCCCGCAAGGCGUGGCACCACCGCAAGCUCUAAUACGACAAGUCAUGACACCUUAUGACAUGGCACCACAGGCCAUGGCAGCACAGGGCAUGGCCGCACAGGUGGUGCCGCCCGAAGCUCGGAUGCAGCCAGAUGUUGUGAUGCCGCAAGGCGUGGCACAGGUGUCGCGGCGGAGCCUGGAGCCCAUGCUUCAUGGGCAGCCACGUCAGGAGCCGCUGCCACGUCAGCAUGCGCGUCAGGAGUCCGUGCCACGUCACCAGCCGUUUCAAGAGCCCGCCCCACUUCAACACCCGUUUCAGGAGCCUGUAGCGCGUGGACAGCCCGUGCCACGUCAGCAGCCUCGGCGAGAGUGGUGGCUUGAUGCGAUAGGGGAAGGUGAGCUGAUUCAGGUUACUAGGGACAGCGCAACUGCAGAUACCAGGGCGAGCGGUCAAGUGCCUACGCUUGAAACGGGUGGUGCUAAUAUGGGGUAUGAGCGGCUUCAAGAGCACCCGGAAGGCCGUGAAAGGGUUCAAGGAGAGGGUCUUAACGAUAUGCAGUUUCACAGUAACGAGUACAGGGAAAAUGGUGGUGGUGGCUUGCAGGCGUUGCAAGGGAGGCAGCAAGGGGAUGGGGGGUUGCGAGGGGGGAGAGGAGAGGUGACCCCAGCUGACGUGCGAGUUAUGGGUAGGGGCAUGGGUAGGGGCAUGGAUGGGGGCAUGGGCGAGGGCAUGGGUAGGGACAUGGCUAGGGACAUGGGUAUUGGCAUGGGUAGGUUCAUGCCUGGGGGCAUGGCUGGGGACAUGGGUAGAGGCAUGGGUAUGGACAUGGGCAGAGGCAUGGGUAGGGACAUGGGUAGAGGCAUGGGUAUGGACAUGGGCAGAGGCAUGGGUAGGGACAUGGGUAGAGGCAUGGGUAUGGACAUGGGUAGAGGCAUGCCAGGGGGCAGAGGUGGCGGUAUACCUGUGGGAACGGAGGCGCACCUGAGGCAGAACAAGCUGGAUGUGCCGACCAAGCGGGAGAUGUGCGCCCUCAAGCGCUUGCGCCCGGGGUUGACCCACGCCAACAUCAUCCAGCUGUUGCAGAUUCGCUUCCCUGGGCUGCGCAUGGAGUCGUCGCACGUGACCAAGAUCAUAAGGGACGAGAGCCGGUGGUUUGACGAGCGGAACGUGAGGUUUGUGCACAACAUGCGCGUGCGCAUGCCCGACUGCUACGCGCUCGAGGAGGCCCUGGCAGCGUGGUACAAGGAGGGGCGCUCUCCCUCUCCUCAACCCCUCUUCCUAACCCCUUUUCCCAACCCCUCUUCCCAACCCCUCUCCCCACUCCCACUCUCCUCAACCCCUAUCCCCCCCAACCCCUCCCCCUCUCCUUUGCAGAUUCGCUUCCCUGGGCUGCGCAUGGAGUCGUCGCACGUGACCAAGAUCAUAAGGGACGAGAGCCGGUGGUUUGACGAGCGGAACGUGAGGUUUGUGCACAACAUGCGCGUGCGCAUGCCCGACUGCUACGCGCUCGAGGAGGCUCUGGCAGCGUGGUACAAGCAGGAGCGCAUGCACGGCCGCAUUCCGCUGUCUAGAGUCUCUGGCAAGGCCCGGGAGCUUGGCCCGCUGCAUGGCGCCCCGGCGGAUUUCAAGUACAGCACCGGAUGGGUGAUGCGGUUUCAAGAGCGGUGGGGGUUCUCAAAGAAACACCUGGAUGCAGCUAGGGAGGCACACUUUCAGGAAGAGGAGGAGGACGACGACGGGGAGGGGGAGGGAGCGGGUGGGGGUGGGGGUGGGGGUGGGGGUGGGGGUGGGGGUGGGGGUGGGGGUGGGGGUGGGGGUGCUGCUGCUGCUGAGGGGGAGAAUCCUGGCCCUUCACUUUUGGAGCUUGCUGAUCGGAUGUUUGGGCCGGAGAUUAGGGAGGCUGGGCGGGGAGGUAGGGGUCGGAGGAGGAGGAGGCAGAGGGAGUGGACUGCGGAUGGACGCGAGGUGAUCGAUUUGGAGAGUGAGGAGGAUGAGGAGGGCGGGGGAGGGAGUGGGGAGGACGGGGAUGAGGAGGGGGGGGAGAGAGAGGAGGAGAAGGAGGAGGAGAGGGACGGUGAGGGUGGAGGGGAGGAAAUGGGACAAGCGGUGGAAACACAGGAGGGAAGGGAAGUGCGUGGGGAAGAAGGGGUGCGAGAGGAAGGAGCGGUGCAUGAGGGGGGGAUAGGCCCACACACUCCCACUCCUCAAACCACCACCCUAGCAGAUCGCUUCCCCCGCCCCACCCUAGCAGAAUUGGCUCUAGCAGAGGCGAUUGCAGACGGCACGAUAUCAGAUGAGGGCGGGUCUCUCCGUGUGAGGGGUGACCUGGCCUCCCUUGCUCUGGCUGAAGCCACAGGAGCCCUGCCUGCUGCUGCCAUUGCUGCUGCCGGGGAUAUUCUGUCCGUCGCUGCUGGACCUGCUGCUGCUGGUGCUGCGUCUGGUGUUCCUGGGAAAAAGCAGCCAGCACGGCAGCAGAGGCAGCGGCGGCGGCAGCAGCAGGUGGGGAGAGGUGGACGGGAGUCGCGGCGGGGAAUGAAGUACCAGACUCGGCGGCAUUUCAACCUCACAGUGAAGUUCAAACGAGCCAUGUGCUUGCUCCAGCAGGCUGUGCCUGAGUUGCGGGUCAAGGGGCUAUUGCGGCUGGUUACCCAGGAAUGUGAGGGUAAGUUGCUCGAGAGCGUACCGUACUGCAACAUUCGCAAAAUGCUGAGCCAGAGGGACUAUUACCUCCGGUCUCAGGACAUGGAAACUCGUUUCCGGUAUAGAAAGCCGAAAUACCCGGAAUUUGAGAGGGCGCUCUCAGAGUGGGUGCGUGAAAUGAAGGGCAAGUAUGGGGAGGACGUUUUAGUGUAUGAGGAUGUGAAAGGGUAUGCGAAGCAGCUAGGGCCACGCAUGGGCGUGCGUAAAACCUUUACUUACAGCCAUGGUUGGGUGGCAAGGUUUUUGCGCCGGCAGGGGUUGAAUCUGAAGAGUAUUAGGAGGGAUGUGGCAAAGGGCGGGGAACCUGGGGUGGGUGGGUACGGGAAUGGGGAGGGCGAGGGGGAGAGGGAGGCGGGGGAGGGUCAGGGGGAAGGGGAUGAGGGAGGGACGGAUGGAGAGAGGGGAGGGGUUACUACAGACGAUGGUGCUAGUACUGAUGCGGGCGGUGAGGGCGAGGGGGAUGAGGAAAGGGGGGACGAGGAGGGAAGGGAGGAGGGAGGGGAGGCGGGAGGAGGGGAGGCCGGAGGGGGAGGGACAGAAGGAGGGGAGGCAGCAGGAGGACGGGAGGCAGCAGCAGGGAAUGCAGCAGCAGCAGCAGCAGCAGCAGGAAGUGCAGCAACAGCAGGAAAGGAAGCAGAAAAGGCGGCAGGAAAGGAAGCAGAAAAGGCGGCAGGAAAGGAAGCAGAAAAGGCGGCAGGAAAGGAAGCAGAAAAGGCGGCAGCAGCGCGGGAGGCGGAUGAGCUGGCAGGGAGGAUCAUGGAUCUGGUGGCGCGGAUCAACGCAGGGGUCGCCGUGCCACUGCUGGACGAGGGGCUGCUGCCAAGGAAAGGAGGCACGAAAGGAGGCAGGAAAGGAGGCAGGAAGGGAGGGAGGGGGCCUCUGAACCAUGACGGUAAUAACGAUGGGGGUAACGGUAGCGAUGGUGGUAACAGCGGCGGUGGUGGUAACACCGGUGGUGGUGUGAAGCAGCGGAUGCAGGUGCCGCUGCCGCUGAAGCUGGCCGCGUGCGCCGUCUACCGCGCCCGCCCUGACCUACCCCAUGUGAUUGUCCACCAGACCCUGCAGAAGCGGUACAAUGUGAAGCUAGAGCGGUUGAAAGCGGCCAAUAUGCUGAGCAUGGAGGGGGUUAUGAGGGAGACGAUGCAGCGGGGCAUGGUGCGGGCGCGGAAGGGCAGAGAGGUGCAGCUAGAGGAGGCUCUUGCUAUGGCUGUGCGGGAGGCUGCAGCUAGGAUGGGCGGGGAGCGGGGUGGGGAGGGAGUGGGAGAGGGUGGGGCGGCAGGGGAUGGAGAUGGAGGGGGAGAAGGGGCAGUAGCAGGAGGAGGAGCGGGGGGAACAGGAAGAGGAGCGGGAGGAGUGGGAGGAGAGGGAGCAGGGGCAGCAGGAGGGGGGGGAGCAGGAGUGGCAGGAGCAGAAGGCGAAGCCACAGCAGCAGCAGCGACAGCUGCCCCCCCUGCCCCGCUGAUGACGGUCCCUCAGAUACUGGCAUAUGCGAAGCGCCUGGGCCCGCUGGUGGGCGUGUCCCCCUCGUUCCGCUACAGCACCAGCUGGCUGCGGUGCUUCCUGGUGCGCCACCAGCUCGAAGCAUUCGUUGCUGGGCGAGCCGCGCGGAAAGGGGGUGGAGCGGGAGGAGGAGGGGUGGGAGGAGAAGGACCGGGGGAAGGAAUGGGGGGAGGAACGGGUGGAGGAACGGGGGAAGGAGCGGGGGGAGGAGCGGGGGGAGGAGCGGGGGGAGGAGCGGGGGGAGGAGCGGGGGGAGGAGCGGCAGGAGGAGCGGGAGGUGAGGGGGAGUGCGAACCGGAGGGGUUGAGAGGGAUUCUGGAUGAGACAUUUCAUGUGAGGCAGGAGGAGGUGGAUGCUCUGGUGAGAAUGGCUGACCGGCUGUGGCGGAGGAAAAUGCGCAUGAAACGGGGGCAGAAGGGGGGAGAGGAGGUCGAGGACUCUGGGGACGAGGAAAGCGAGGGGGAGAGGGGGAGGGGAAGGAGCAGGAGAGCGGCGAGUGGGGAUGGGGAUGGGGAUGGAGGGGAGGAUGGAGGUGGGGGCGAUGGUGACGACUCUGGUAGCGAUGGCGGUGGUGGUUUUGGGGGUAUGGCCGGGCGAAGCACUCACUUCCAGCUCCAUGACUCAGGGGCCUCCAGUGGGGAUGAGCAGGCAGGAGGGCAUGGGGCGAGAGUCACUCGCUCCCAGCAUCUGCAUUCCCUCUCAAACCUGCCUGGGGCGCGGGUGGUGCCGCCGUCUCUUGCUUCUUCUUCUCUUGCGCCGGGUGGAGCAGGCACGAGGUGGGGAGCAGCAGCAGCAGCAGCAGCAGCAGCAACGCUUGUGCCCGCGCCUGUGACCACAGCAGAGGGGAUCCUGUCAGAGUUAGCAGACGUGCGUGUGGGGUCUCUCGAGAGAAAGCGGGGGAGAGAAGAGGUGGCGAGGGAGGAGGGGGGGAGAGAGGCGUGGGAGAGGGAGCGGGGGGGGGGGGAGGGAGGAGGAAGGGUGGCCGGCAAUGUGGUGGGAGGGGAGAGAGGUGCAGGAGGAGGGAGUGGAGGUGGGGGAAGUGGAGGUGGGGGGGGUGGGGAGGGGGCGUGGGAGCAGGACGAGGGGUGGCAGUGGUGGAUGCGGUCGGGUGUGGUGGGGGUGCGGCAGAUGGUAGGGGCGUGGGAUACCCUCUUGGCUGUGCGUGCUGUGUGUGUGGGAGGGGAGCGUGGUGCUGGUAGGGGUAGUGGCGGUGGGGAAGGGGGAGGUGGUGGUGGGAGAGUGGGAGUAAGGGGGGCUGGGGUAGGUGGGGGAAGAGGGAGAGGUGGUGGGAGAGGGGCAGGAGCGGGGAGAGGGAGGGAAGCGGUCGUGCGAUGGGGGGCUGGGUUGCAGGUGAAGCAGGAGUGGGAUGAGGUGGAAGGUGGUGGGCGAGGAGGGGGCACGGGACGGGGGCGAGGUGGGUUUUCAGGGCUGAGAGGAGGUGGAGGAGCCAUGCUGGCAGGCCGAGGUGGGUUGGCAGGAAGGGGCAGGGCAGCAGGAAGGGGAUGGGAAGCAGUAGGGCGAGGUGGAUUGGCAGUAAGGGGCGGGGCAGCAGGAAGGGGAUGGGAAGCAGUAGGGCGAGGUGGAUUGGCAGUAAGGGGCGGGGCAGCUGGAGUAGGUGGGGUGGCAGGAAGUGGAUGGGCGGCAGGGCUAAGUGGGGCUGCAGGAAGAGGCUGGGCGGCAGGAAUGGGCUGGGCGGCAGGAAGAGGUGGCGGCGGAUCAGGGCCACCGCCGGGUCCCACUGGGCAACCGUCGUCCUUUGCAGCACUGCUGUCACAGCUCCUCUCCUCCACUGGCCCCCCUCCCGGCACACUCACCCCUCCUGCUGCUGCCAACAUCUCCAAUCCCCUCAACCCUCACACUGCUCAGGGGUUUAGGGCUGGAGGGUUUGGGGGGGGUGGAGCUGAGGCUGAUGUUGGUGCUGCCGCUGUUGCCAAUGCGUCUGCAGCGGCAGCUGCUGCUGCUCGAAUGCCAUCGGCUACAGUGACCACCACUACUGUCACUCCUGGUGGGUUCACCACCACCACUAUCGUUCCGAACAGAUAA
Molecule: messenger RNA, 6765 nt
Organism: Closterium sp. NIES-65
Lineage: Eukaryota; Viridiplantae; Streptophyta; Zygnematophyceae; Desmidiales; Closteriaceae
Source: the annotation of a GenBank genome assembly